This is a messenger RNA of Periconia digitata, 1297 nucleotides long. NCBI's taxonomy places the organism in Eukaryota, Fungi, Ascomycota, Dothideomycetes, Pleosporales, Periconiaceae. The record is from the annotation of a GenBank genome assembly.
GAUGAAUACCAUCAAGAUGUUGCAACAGUUUACAGACCGUAACAGGCAAAAAUCAUUGGAGGAAUUCUUUGAGGCACUGAAGAACAUGCGAUUCCAGAAAGAUGGACCAGCCACGUACAAGCCGCGUCCUAUCGAAUUCCCAGCCUUUCAUCCUCAACUUCCUCCGCCGCUUCUCGCGAAACUCUUGGAUCUUGCCACCGAAUCUAAAAUGUACGACAUUGGACGUUCGUUGCUAUUCUCAGACGACUGGGAAGGCCCGCUCAUCCAUCCCGGCCUGCACUGCGACUGGAUAGUUGGCGCUUCUAUUGUCAGAUUUGGUACCAUGGCCGGUGAGAACGACCUGGUUCUGAAGAUAGUGAACCAAAAUGGAACAAUAACCACAGACUCUGCCACGCACCGCAUGUCGCACGAUCUGCUUACGGCGCUAUUCUGCAGCCAAAUCAAGCUACACCGCUGGAACUCCAUCCGGGGCAUGCAGGAGUACGUACUAGCAAAUCCAGGGUACAGAUUACUGCCCGAAAUGCUAUCCACUUUCGCCGCAGAGCUACUGCGAUCUUCCUCCAAACCCCCAGACAGCGAAGAAGAUGCGCCACCACUUGCCGACAACGUCGCUUGCCACGCCUUCACCGACUUUCUCUUCAGAUGGGAACAUCUCAUUUUCCACGACCUAUCCAAUGAACUCCACAGCAUCCUCGCAAUCCUCUCAACCGUCUCCACAGAAUGGAAACUUUACUGCGCCCAGUUCCUAUCCUUCUCGAUAACACAGGGCAUCAAGCUCCACGUCAACGACUUUAACCGCAUCCUCAGCGGCAUCGCAGAUGUCUACGGUAGCUCCAAAGCCCGCGAGACGGUGCAAAUGUGGUGCUACACCGCGCCAGAAGUGCUCAGCGUGUACACAGCUCCAGGCGGCUUACCUGGGAUGCCGCAGUACCGUGUCGAUGCGGGCCAGGAAUACCGGUCCAAACCUCCAAACAUUGUAAUCACACAUCCGUCAGGAGAGGCGAGUUUGGUCAUAAAAAACCGCAUGCGGUUCAAUCGCCAGACUAUCCGCAUUAUAGUGGAUAGGGUCAAGGAAGAGGAGGUGGAGCGCAGGCAGGGUGAGGGCGAAGGAGAGGGACUUGAUGAUGUGCAGCAGCGGCAAGAGCAGCUGCGCGAGACGCUUAGGUGGGCUUUGGGCUUUUUGUGUCGUCUUGGUGCGGACUGGGACGAUGUUGUAGGCGAGCUUGGGGAGUUUGCGGAGCUGGCUGGGGUUGAGGGUCUUGCGCGUCCGUCUCCGUAUCCACGUGCUGCUGUUUGA